Nematolebias whitei (Rio pearlfish) is the source of this 1304-nucleotide messenger RNA. It is a transcript of the gene klhdc8a, whose product is annotated as kelch domain containing 8A. Lineage: Eukaryota; Metazoa; Chordata; Actinopteri; Cyprinodontiformes; Rivulidae. Bases 60 to 1304 code for a protein of 414 amino acids. Gene Ontology annotation, molecular function: protein binding. The transcript is spliced from 8 exons. The record is from RefSeq and is a predicted model, not a curated record.
CAAUUUCUUCAGCCCUCGCCUUGCCCUAAGCUCUGGACUCAAGUCUUGGCGUUUAGGUCAUGGCAGUACCUAAUGCCAAUGAGUAUCACUGGCAGAGCCUGGCACGACUGUCCAGUGGGCGCGUCUAUCACACUCUGUCUGAGGUGGGGGGCCAGAUGUACAUGUUGGGGGGCUGCGAUGCUUCGGGGAGGCCUUGCCCUGCAUUGGAUCUCUAUUCCCCUGAGAGUGAUCGGUGGAUAAGUUUGCCCUCGAUGCCUACGCCUCGUGCUGGGGCAGCCGUUGCAGUGCUUGGAAAGCAGAUCCUGGUUGUGGGAGGACUGGGAGAGGACCAGGGACCCCUGAAGGUGGUAGAGAUGUACAACACAGAGGAGGGGAGGUGGAGGAGGAGAAGUGCUCUGCGGGAAGCACUGAUGGGUGUAUCCAUCACUGUAAAAGAUGGCCGGGCUCUAGCUGUUGGGGGAAUGGGUGCUGACCUCCUUCCUCGUAGCAUCCUGCAACAGUACGAUCUCCGGAAGGAUGUGUGGGCACUACUUCCUACUAUGCCAACCCCACGUUAUGAUGCCAACACACAUCUUAUUGGCAACAAACUCUACGUUGUUGGUGGCCGUCAGUGUAAGCGACCGGUGAAGGCUUUUGAGGUGUAUGAAACAGAAACACGCUCCUGGAAUUCCUUACCCAAUCUCCCAUGUAAACGUACAUAUGGGGGUGUUAUAUGGGACUCAUAUGGGAGACUGUGUCUGCUGGGGGGACUGCGGCAGGGUGGAGGGCACCAAAGCUCCAAAUUCACCAAGAAUAUCAACAUCUUUGAUACCAACCAAGGCACCUGGCUAAAGUCAGAGGAGAUGGUGGUUUUGAAAACAAAGAGAGCUGACUUUGCUACUGCUCUGCUGCGAGGACGGAUGGUGGUCGCUGGAGGACUUGGCCACGAACCCUCAGCUCUGGACACAGUGGAGGCCUUUCAUCCUCAGAAGAAGAAGUGGGAGAGGUUGGCUCCUAUGAACUUCCCCAGAUGCUCCGCCUCUUCCAUCGUGAUCAGAGAUCGCCUCUUGGUGGUGGGAGGAGUUAAUCAGAGCGUGGAUGGAGCUCCGUCGGUCUCCACAGUCCUCUCCACGGUCCUCUCCACCGGAGCCUCAGAGCCUCCUCAGUCCAUGCAGGGCGUCCUCUCCCCGGCUUCGAGCUCCACUGGUAACCGUGGAAGAUCCUCUGUGCUGCCGACUUGGGACUCGGACUCUGGAUCUCGGCCUUGCAUGCUCUGUGAGAUCCGAGCUCCGCUGGUCACCAUGGAGGAUCAUACAAGCUGCUGA